GUGGCGCUGUGGGGAGGGCUGCUGCGGGGCCGCCAUGUCGAUCUUCACGCCGACGAACCAGAUCCGCCUCACCAAUGUGGCCGUGGUGCGCACCAAGCGGGCGGGGAAGCGUUUCGAGAUCGCGUGCUACCGCAACAAGGUCCUCGGCUGGCGGAGCGGCGCGGAAAAAGACCUUGAUGAAGUUCUGCAGACAGCUACUGUCUUUGUGAAUGUCUCCAAAGGUCAGGUGGCCAAGAAGGAGGAUCUUGUCAAAGCUUUUGGCACAGAGGAUCAGACAGAAAUCUGCAAGAUGAUCCUUGCCAAAGGGGAGUUGCAGGUAUCGGAUAAGGAGCGCCACACGCAGCUGGAGCAGAUGUUCCGCGACAUCGCCACCAUCGUGGCCGAGAAGUGUGUGAAUCCAGAAACGAAGCGUCCCUACACAGUCAUCCUGAUCGAGAGGGCCAUGAAGGAUAUUCACUACUCGGUCAAACCUGGGAAGAGCACCAAGCAGCAGGCUUUGGAGGUCAUCAAGCAGCUGAAGGAGACUAUGCAGAUUGAGCGGGCACGUAUGCGGCUGCGCUUGGUGCUCCCGCGGAAAGAGGGCAAAAAACUAAAAGAGAAACUGAAGCCCCUCAUCAAAGUAAUCGAGAGUGAAGAUUUUGACGAGCAGCUGGAAAUCGUCUGCCUGGUGGAUCCAGGUUGUUUCCGGGAGAUGGACGAAUUGAUCCGGUGUGAAACCAAAGGCAAGGGGACCCUGGAAGUGCUCAGCCUGAAAGAUGUGGAGGAGGGGGAUGAGCGCCUGGAGUAGCCCGCCACUGUCGCCGCCGCCGCCAGCAAAGAUGGUAUUAAAGACUUCCUUGACUGGACUGGCCUGCACUGUGUUCCUGUUUGGUUUGGUAUUUUCUUUGGGUGUGACUCCCCCUUGGGAGCACCUUCAGGAGCACGCCUCGCUUUCCUCUAAGGACAGAAAUGGCGCCAUUGGUCCUGCUGGCAGAAUGGCCUCAAGGGCCUGUGAAGCGCCUGAAUGCUUGUGUGCCUUUCCUUGAGGCUGGGGGGCUGCCGUGGGCUGCAGGGCGGGGCUGAGCAUUGGCAGAGGCACGGGCUGCAGCAUUCCAAACGCGCAGCUCUGCAGGCACAGACACGCACUCCUGUGUGAAGCCUUCCGGCCGUGCACUGCAAUGGGCAGUCCCCGGUGCUUGCUUACAGGUGUGGCCCAAAUGCUUACUCGCACUGGGACGGCUUCCAUGCACACAGCUCUGCACAUGGCCCACCUGUGGCUCGCGGGCCCAUGCACACCUCUUUCUGUAGCUAAAUUCAGCCCCCCAAACCUCUUCUUCAGCAUCAGGGCCCUGCAUCUGGUUCUUGGAGAUUCAUGCUUGAUUCAAGGUAAACUGCAGAAACACUGGUCUGAGCAAAAAACACUAAGAGCUAUUGAGCUGUUUCGAGUAUGUAAGGGCCUGCGUGGUGGAGAGAGUUUACAUUAAUACGGAAAUUGGCAUGUAUUGCAAAGAGGGCCUUUGGAUUCAGCCUGGGCUCCUGUGAGCUGCUAAGAUGUGUUGGAUUGUUCUUGUUUGUUGCAUCUGUUUACGGUUUCAGGAUAAAGUGAAUGAAUGAGGCCCAGCUGGUUGCCCUGUAGGAAAAUGCCUUUGACUAUUCUACUGACAGAUGCUUUGUGCUGAAAGGCAUUUCUUGCUUUGAGCCUUGUGUUUCCUAGACCACAAGGUGCAGGCUGUUUAAAAGACACCUCUUGUGAGGACUCCUGUGGGCCUCACCUUCCCAAGUGCAAGUGCAGCUUUGCCCCAAGCUGGUGCCUCCCAGAGGUUUGGGACUGCAGCGCCCAUCUAUCCCAGCUGGCAUGAUGGGAGUCGCACUCCCAGCACAUCUGGAGGGAACCAUCAGUUUAGGCAAAAGCUGUAAUGCUCACUCAGAACUUCAGGGGACAAGACAAUAUCCCCAGCAGCACCACCACACUGUUGUACUGGUGAGUUGCCAUGGCUGGAGCAAACGGCACGCAUGCUCAUGAGGGUGUGGGGGGGUCCCUUGGAGAGCUGGCGUGGAUGCGAGCGAUCCCCUCCCUCCGCGCUUCAUCAGGGCUGGUAGUGUGGAAAGGGAACGUAUCGCAUGCAGCAGAGAAGACCCGCCUGGGCUCCUGCAGACACUCUGUCCUCUGUGCUCCUCAGCCCUCCCCAGCAGAGCUGCUGCUGAGGGCAGAUGGAAGCCAAAAGCAGAAACAGCUGGCAGGCCCGAAGCUGCACGUCCUUGUGCUGUGCUGUGCUGUGCAGAGGAGUAAAAGCUGCUGGUCAGAAGUUGCCUGACAUCAAGAGGAGCCCCCGGGGCUCGCCGAAAAAGCCGUGAAAGCUGCUGGCGGUGAGUGAAACACGGAAGAACGUUCCUCUGAGAGCUCCCCACUGAGCCUGUCUCUGGAAGGGUUAGUGGAAAACUCUGGAAAGAGGCUCUGGAAAACUCAUUAGUGGGUUUAAGAUGGCCCAAAAACGAAUCCAGCCACAAAAUCCCACUUCAGGAAAAGGCUCCAACAGGCCUGGGCAGACAAUGCCAGUAAGGCAGCCUUCCCUGCACAGCUGUCCCCAGAUGUUUGGUUGGGAAUGACAGGCGCAGGGCAACUGGGCAGGAAAGACUAGUCUUAAGCCUCUAAUCCAGAUUUAAUGUUCAUGAGUCGGUGUCUCCUAACUCCACUGCUUCCAUUCAACAGCAAAAUCUUCAGUGACGCCCUUUGUCACAGACCUCCUGGCCUUGUGUGCAGGAAAUGUGCAGGAAAUGUGACUGCUGCGACAGAGAAAAGGGAUGUGAGACUCAAAGGGACAGAAAGGCAACUAGCUGUGGAAGCUGCUGCGGCCACGCAGUCGGGAAGCACAGACCCAGAAAGCUUGGGGUGCUUUGCAGGGGAGGACUAGGCCCAGAUGUGGUCUUGUCGGUUGUGGCACUACUUCUCCAUGUUAAACUAUUUGCAGAUACAGAAUGGGGCUUCCAAAAGAGACGGAAGGCUGUUUAUUGGAAUUUAUGAAAUAUUGUUAAGAUAGCGCCAUGAAAAUUAGCCACCUGUUAAACUUUUCCUCUCAUUCCAAACUGCUUAAUCUGCAUGAUCUGCUGGGUGGGCUACUAACAGUCCAGUCCUCACCAUGUUUAUCCAGAAGCUAGUCCCACUGAAGUAAAGCUGUGCUUAUUUCUGAGUAAGCAUGCACGGGAUCUGACUGUAAUGUAGCCAAUAAAGUUUUCUGAAGCAA
This is a messenger RNA of Varanus komodoensis (Komodo dragon), 3221 nucleotides long. RefSeq names its product SBDS ribosome maturation factor (gene SBDS). The record is from RefSeq and is a predicted model, not a curated record. NCBI's taxonomy places the organism in Eukaryota, Metazoa, Chordata, Lepidosauria, Squamata, Varanidae. Bases 35 to 787 code for a protein of 250 amino acids. The transcript is spliced from 5 exons. Gene Ontology annotation, biological process: ribosome biogenesis; cytosolic ribosome assembly.